Molecule: messenger RNA, 1026 nt
Organism: Penicillium cinerascens
Lineage: Eukaryota; Fungi; Ascomycota; Eurotiomycetes; Eurotiales; Aspergillaceae
Product: MBL fold metallo-hydrolase
Exons: 5
Coding region: 1-1026 (341 amino acids)
Source: RefSeq, a predicted model, not a curated record
AUGCAGCGUAUCUUUAUAGACCCAGAAAAUGAUCGGCCUGCAACGCGGGAUCUCCCCAGCGGAGUCACGAUGCCGGGUGACCUACCACCUCCAAAGGAAGUGAAGUUCCAUCCGUCCGAGUACGGCAGUGAAGAUGCAUCAAUCUUUUUCGUGGGGACGGCGACGACCAUCAUCGAAUGGGCUGGCAUCCGAAUAAUGACAGAUCCCAAUUUCCUCCACGCCGGCGACCAUGUUCAUCUCGGCCCCGGUGUUUCAAGUACCCGGCGAACCAACCCAGCCGUCGAUCUCCACAACCUACCUCGCAUUGACUUGGUUUUGUUAUCUCAUUACCACGGGGACCACUUUGACCAGAAAGUGGAAACUUCACUCCGACGUGAUCUACCUAUAAUCACCACGCCCCACGCCCAGUCCCAUCUCACAAACAAAGACGCCGAUUCGUUCACCAAUGUUUCCGCACUGGACCCUUUUACGUCAGUUAUGGUCGAGGUUAAGGGCACCGCGGGGCCGAAACGACGUCGACUACGUGUAACGGCCAUGCCAGGGAAGCACGUACCAAGCCAUUCCGCUGUGGAAAGUUUAAACGAAUUAGUCAAUGCUAUCCCUCCAACAAACGGUUGGAUGCUUGAACUCGGUGUAGGGGACGCUGACGACGCGACUGACUUUGUCUAUGGCUACAGAAUCUACAUAACAGGUGACACGCUCAUGGUCGACGAACUAAAAGAGAUCCCGAAACGCUACGCCAACAAGCGCAUCGACCUCAUGCUAGCACAUUUAGGCGGCACAAUGGUGCCGUCGCCGGCGCUGGCACCGCUCGCGCUGAUGGUCACUAUGGACGCCAAGCAAGGGGUGCAGAUGAUUCGGCUGAUACAGGCGGAUCUCACGAUUCCGAUUCAUUAUGAUGAUUACGAGGUGUUUGCGAGUCCACUGGAUGAUUUUAAGAAAGAGGUAGAGAAGGCCGGGUUGGAGGGAAAGGUUUUGUAUCUAGAUCGAGGGGAUAGGUUUGGAUUUACGGUCAGAGAGGCUUAG